GUCUUACAGGAAGAGGAUUGAUUUCGAAAGUUGUUUUGUUCUAUCUGUUGAAUGCCUGGCGGCCACACCGCCGAGCAGCUGCGCUGGAAAGCACCUGAAGUGAUUCCCGCUGCACACAGCCUCCACCGCGGCCAUGACGCUUUGAUACACACCUGACGGAAGCAGCAGCAGGUAAGAGCAGAGCAUAGACAUGGCCAUUGCACACGUGGCUACGGAGUACGUGUUCAGCGACUUUCUGCUGAAGGACCCGAACCAGGCUCGAUACCGCAACGUUCGAACGGAGCUCGCCGUGGACAAGAUCGUGACCUGCGUGGCCGUGGGCCUUCCCCUCCUCCUCAUCUCUCUGGCCUUCGCUCAGGAGGUCUCAGUCGGUACUCAGAUCAGCUGCUUUGCUCCGACUAACUUCUCAUGGAGGCAGGCAGCUUAUGUGGACUCCUUCUGCUGGGCGGCCGUGCACACGCAGACUCUACCUCUGUGGCUGCACAAGUUCUUUCCUUACAUCCUGCUGCUGGUGGCCGUGCUCAUGUACGCCCCGGCGUUGUUCUGGAGAUUUUGCGCUGCGCCGCUCCUGCAGUCUGACCUCGCCUUUAUCAUGGAGGAGCUGGACCGCUGUUAUAACCGCGCCGUCACUCUGGCCAAACGGAUGGCGACAGCGGAGCAGCCGUCCGCUGACAGCGAUCCCACCGAGGGCUGCUUCAAUUACCCAAUGGUGGAGAAGUUCUUGAUGACCAAGCGCUGCUCGCGGAAGCUGAUCAUUUACUACUUCCUGUGCCGCGUUCUGACUCUGCUCACCCUGCUCUGCGCCUGCGUCUGCCUGGGCUACUACCUCCGCCUGGCCUCCACUACAGACGACUUCGGCUGCAAGCUGCGUGUCGGCUUGCUCGAGUCAGACACCGGCGUCCCCGACAGGGUGCAGUGUAAGCUCAUCGCCGUGGGAGUCUUCUCCUUGCUGAGCUUCGUAAACUUGAUCGUCUUCGCCACGUUGAUUCCAGUUGUGAUCUACGCCAGUCUGCGUCCCCUCUACUGCUAUGACCACGCCCACUUCCUUGAAACCUACCAAUCACUGCCCACUGUGAGCGUCCUGCCCAAACCCGGUGGCCAAUGUGACGAUCUCUCGCUCUACCUGCUCCUACUGGAGGAGAACAUCAGUGAACUGAAAUCCUACAAAUAUAUGAAGGUGUUGGAGAUGUUGAGGAGACGAGGCGAGCACGCCGGAGAAAGCUUCGACCCCAUGGGCCUGCUGCAGAAUCUCUGCCUGGUGAAGAUGGACAACGUAGACGGGUUGAAACCCACCAGUGCUUCAGCGAUGCCUGAUAACGACGAGGGUCCAAACUCGUCCAAAGAAAACUGCAGCAAGACGGAAACGGAGAUGAAAGAGCUCAGACCUCUGCUGCAAGAGAACAGCGAUGCAGCAGGAAGCGGCGACGGAGGCGUUCUCCGACAGAGACCGAUGUGAUGAUUCAGCGUGGGAUUAACAAACUCAGACUUUAAAUCGUUUUCUUCAGAGGAGAGAGGAUGGAGAGUGUGUUUUUUGUCUGUCCGGUAGAUCGUGGAAAAAUGGCAGGACGCUGGAGGAUGAUUGGCUAAAACUCCCGAUGGUACUGAUUUCGACUUCCUCUGAAUUUUUUUUUUAAGGACAAUUUCAAACACUACAAUCAUGAAAGCUUAACUUGGAUUUUUACAUUUUCUGACACACAAUCACUGAAUAUGGAGCUCCUGAAAGGUCGCACUGGGAACAUCUUUCCUCCUGACGAUGCUUUUAUGUUCCCGCUGACGUGUUUUGGUCCAGCCUUCGUGUAUUAUGUAAUGUAUGCAUUGCUCAUUUACACAGCCACUUCCCGAAUGCAGAACUUUAUAAAAACAUCUGUUUAUAAAAACACUGUGACCCGGUUCCACCUCUGCUGCCUCGGUCGCCCUUAUCUGCUCCCUGUGAGAAUCUAGCUUCCUGCAGGGUCGUUCGUUAGGAUUUUUAUGCAUAAACAAAGCAGGGAAUCAGAGCAAUGCAAGGUUGUUUUCUUUCUGUUGUACAUUCACGGUUCUCGCUCUAUCUGCUGAAAAAUCUCCCAGGACUUCAUCAAUAAGCCAAAAAAUAAGCCUGAACAACCUCAAUGACAGAUUCAGACUUAAAAAAAUAUAUGUGUGUGUGUGUUCUCUUUUUUUGGCCUUUGCUGUGUCUCAGGGUGUUUAACAGACUUAAUGCAUGGAACAUCUUCAUGGACAUAGUGUCAGAGUCUGAUAAACCUGCGCUUUGGGCCACAAAAACACUUCUAGUUGUCUGUGUGAAAACAGCCUUCAGUGACCUCGGUAAACACUCUCCCGAUGGCCUUGUGAGCUCAGCUGCAAGGUUCAGGCUAUAUUUAAUAAAACGUGAAAUUCUUUUUGUAAAUUAUGAUCGUUUAUCCUGUUGACUUGUCAGUCUCAAGUCGUGACACAGUCAGUUCUGGUCCUAACUGAUCACGUCGUGUUUCAAAAACAGUCAUUUCAGGAGCUCCGUAUGGUUCCAUGAUUAUCAGACAAAAGUUUACCUUCCAGUCAGGGUCUCGUUCACGAGUGAGAGAAGAAGGGAGCGUCUGUGGAGACCUGAGCGUGGAAUCUUUUCCACCCUCAUCGUGACCGAAGUGAUGAGCUUUCUCUUCCUUUAGAGACCAGACGAGGCGCUCAGAGGAGAGCCGCUCCUCCUCCUGCCACUAAAACUGCUUUUAAAGUCAAUAUUGUCAGACUGAUUGUUCCUGCGAGCUGCCUUAGUGGGAGAACGAGUUUUUCAUGCGAUUGUCAAUCACAUUUCAAGUCAACGUUAGCGCUUUAAAGGAAAAUGAAAAUGAAACUGGAAUCAUUAAAAGGUAGCUAACUCAUGAACAUGCAGUCCCAGUAUUUGUUCAGGGUUUGGCUCCCCAGACUGAUUUCCUGCUUAAGAACUGAACGUUUUUCUCAUGUGUGGAUGUGAUUAAACUGUCCUUUGCAUGUCAAGCUACAAGAAAAAGAGGUACAACUGCAUGAAGCUUGGUUUUGUGUACAUAUUUUUUAGGUUACGAGGUUUUCUUUGUUUAACAUAGACGUAAAUAAUCCAAAGUCAGGUUUUAGGUUUUAUCGCUGUGAGAGAACUCGUGUAAAUCUCUCAGAUGUUCAAAAGUCUUGAUCUGGAAAUCAACUCGUCGUGUCUGCUGGGGGAUCUCAGGGAUAAAAUCCUCUCACUGGACUCUGUGUGAUCGUCGGUUUUUGUGUUUUUAAAGUGCCUGUGGAACUUUUUUGCAUGCAUUGAUGAAACUUGUUCUCUUCACUCCACACCAGUGACUGUUUUCUGAACUUGUUUGUGUUUUGAAUGUCAUGGCUGAGUAUUAUUGGGAUUCAGAUUUGUGCAAUGUGUAAAGAGAGACUUGAUGUUGUUAACGUUUCCUGUGUUUCUGGAUUUGAAGUGAAAGUUUGUUCAUUCGUAAACACGACUGCAGUGGUUAAAACUGACCUCACCAUAAA
Molecule: messenger RNA, 3471 nt
Organism: Maylandia zebra (zebra mbuna)
Lineage: Eukaryota; Metazoa; Chordata; Actinopteri; Cichliformes; Cichlidae
Product: pannexin-1
Biological process (GO): cell-cell signaling; monoatomic cation transport; positive regulation of interleukin-1 production
Cellular component (GO): plasma membrane
Molecular function (GO): wide pore channel activity
Source: RefSeq, a predicted model, not a curated record